AUGUCUCGUUACGCUGAAGCUCAUGUCAACCUCCGGGGUCCUGGUGACGCAAGACCUACAGCACUCCAGAUCGUCAAGGAUGAAGGCCUUCUCAACAGACUCACCGACAAAGUUGUCCUCAUCACAGGCGGUAAUCAAGGCAUCGGCCUCGAAACCGCCCGAGCCCUCCACGCAACCGGAGCAACGGUUUACAUCACCGCAAGAUCUCCCGAAAAGAUCGAGCAGGGCAUUAACGACAUCGUGUCGUGGCCGGAAGCGAAAUCGGAGGCACCUGUCCACGGAAUCGAACUGAGGCUUGACUCGUUCAAAUCCGUACGAGCCGCUGCCAAGGACUUUCUUUCCAAGGUCGACAAGCUGAACAUUCUCAUCCUCAACGCAGGGGUCAUGGCCACUCCUGAGGAUAGAACCGAAGAUGGUUUCGAGACCCAAUUUGGAACAAACCAUCUCGGACACUUUCUUCUGUUCCAACUUCUCAAGCCAGCUCUUCUGGCCGCUUCCACGCUUUCGUUACAAUCUCGUGUUAUCUCCGUUGCGUCAAAGGGUCACCGAGCUGGUGGUAUACGCUGGGAUGACUAUAACUUCGAGAAGGAGGUUUAUAAUCCUUGGCUUGCAUAUGCUCAAUCCAAAACUGCGAACAUCUACUUCGCGUCUGAGAUUGACAGGCGAUAUGCAGGCCAAGGUAUCCAUGGCUUAUCAGUGCAUCCUGGAUAUAUACUCACCAACUUGGGUAAGUAUGUUGACCUAAGCACGAUUGACUUGGAUGGUCCUAUCAAGAAUGCUUUGAGGAAUAAGGCUCACGGUGCUGCUACGACUGUUUAUGCGGCAAUUAGUAAGGACUGGGAGGGUCGUGGUGGGAAGUAUUUGGCUGAUUUUGUGGAGGAGAAACUGGUGAGGCCUGGUGUAGAGCCGACUUCGCCUGAAUUGGGACAUGCUGCGUGGAUCUAUGAUGAGGAAGCUGAACGAAAGCUCUGGGAGCUGUCGGAGAAGCUUGUUGGAUUGGAUACUUCCCACGAGUAA
This is a messenger RNA of Fusarium tjaetaba, 1017 nucleotides long. RefSeq names its product reductase. Bases 1 to 1017 code for a protein of 338 amino acids. Lineage: Eukaryota; Fungi; Ascomycota; Sordariomycetes; Hypocreales; Nectriaceae. The transcript has a single exon. The record is from RefSeq and is a predicted model, not a curated record.